AUGAUAAUAUGCCAGUUGAUAGUCAAAUAUGAAGCAGCAAAUGUUUUUCUUGAAAUUUCAUCACAUCCAAUUUUAGGUACAUCUAUUCAUGAAUGUUGUGAAUUAACAAAUCAACAGCAAUCAUCACUUAUUCUUCCAACAUUAAAAAGAAAAGAAAAUGAACAAAUAACAUUACUUACUAGUCUAGCACAACUUGCAGCAUCAUCUCAAGUAUGGCAACAAUAUUUUCAUACUCAUCAUAAAAUUCAAGAUGCAAUUCUUUUCCCGGCUGCUGCUUAUCUUGAACUCGUAACAACUGCUUGUCAUCAAUUACUUCCCCCAAAAGAGGAUGAUCAACAACAACUAACACUUAUUUUUGAAGACGUAAACUUUAUUAAAGCACUUAUUCUUAAUGAACAUGAAUUGAUGGAAGUAUUUACACAAAUAAUUAUGCCAAUGCGUGAAUGGUAUAUUAUAUUUUGUAAUCAAGAUAAUCGUAAUAAAUAUUCAUUAAAUGAAUUUACUUUACAUGCACAAGUUCUAUUACCAGGUGUUGAAACAACAUUUCUUCCUGUACGUAUUCUAAAAUCUAUUUAUUCAAAUAAGAUAAAAGCAAAAAUGAAUCAAUCAACAAAUAUCGAAGUACGUGAAAAGUAUCAUGAUAAUAUAUGUGGUAUAGGUCAAGAAGGAACAUAUAGUCUUGAUCUAUGGAUAUUUCCAAUGAAUAAUAAAAUAGAAGAACCAGUAUUUACAUUUGAAAGUAUUGUUAUUCAACAAGUUCAAGGUGUACAGUCUGGUCGAUGGUCAAUGGAAAAAACAGUUUAUGACAAAUUAAAUCUAACAACUGAUUUACCUAAUACUGAUUAUAAAACAUAUUUAGAUACAAUUAUAAAAGAUUAUUGUAUGAAAAGAGUAUGGACUGAUUCACCAAUAAUAAAACAUAUAUCACAUUUACUUCCAUCACCUAAUCAAAUUCUUAAUAAUGAACUUAAUUCUAUUAGUAAUCAAGAUUCAAUUUAA
Molecule: messenger RNA, 999 nt
Organism: Adineta steineri
Lineage: Eukaryota; Metazoa; Rotifera; Eurotatoria; Adinetida; Adinetidae
Source: the annotation of a GenBank genome assembly